Molecule: messenger RNA, 1872 nt
Organism: Zygosaccharomyces rouxii
Lineage: Eukaryota; Fungi; Ascomycota; Saccharomycetes; Saccharomycetales; Saccharomycetaceae
Gene: TAH18
Product: NAPDH-dependent diflavin reductase
Exons: 1
Coding region: 1-1872 (623 amino acids)
Cellular component (GO): cytosol
Molecular function (GO): FMN binding; flavin adenine dinucleotide binding; NADPH-hemoprotein reductase activity
Source: RefSeq, a predicted model, not a curated record
AUGGCAGUUAGCAGGACUUCCAAGAAAAUAGCUAUCUUAUAUGGAUCAGAAACUGGUAAUUCGCAUGAUUUCGCUCAGAUAUUGUCUUUUAAACUACAUCGAUUGCAUUUUACCCAUACUUUAAGCUCACUAGCGGAUUAUACACCACAAGACAUUUUAAGCUGCCGAUAUCUCUUCAUAAUAUGUUCUACAACAGGUCAAGGUGAACUACCAAGAAAUGUUAGCGAAAGAUCUCACGGUAGUGAUAGACACAAUACUAUUUGGUCAUUUUUAAAAAAGCGAAACUUACCCAAUGAUUUUUUAAACCACGUUAGCGUUGCAUUUUUGGGACUAGGUGAUUCUUCAUAUCCGAAAUUUAAUUAUGCUAUUAGAAUGCUGCACAAGAGGAUCGUCAACCAAUUGGGCGCUAGAGAGUUAUUUGAUCGUUUAGAGGCUGAUGAGUUGUCCAUGGAAGGAAGUAACAAGGGAACAGGGACAGGUAUAGAAACGGUUUACUUCGAAUAUGAAAAGAGAAUUUUGAAAUUUUUAACAGAAAGUUUCCCUCACAGAAAAGUUGAUGGCCAAGUUUUGGAACGCCAGGAGAUCCCCGAGGAUGUCUACUUAGAGCCUCCUUCCUUCUUAAAAUUGGGUUCAAAUGAGAUCGAGAGUAAUGAGGUGAUGUUUGAGGGUGAUGAAUCUGUAAGGAGAGGGAAAGUUGUUAAAAAUGAAAGGAUAACGGCACAGGAUCAUUUCCAGGAUGUAAGGCAGUUUGUGUUUAGCAUGGAAUUUGAAGAAAAAUACUAUUCUGCCGAUACCGUAUCAAUAUAUCCUUGUAAUAAUGAUAACUCCGUAAACAGGUUCCUGGAAUUACAACCUCGUUGGGCAGAAAUCGCUGAUAAACCAUUAGAAUUUACUGCAGGUGUACCUAAUGAAUUGAAAGACGGUGGAUUGGUGCGACCUUUGACUUUGAGAAAUUUGCUAAAGUAUCAUUGCGAUAUUGCGAGUAUACCAAGAACAAGCUUCUUUAUGAAAGUAUGGGCGUUUGCAACGGAUGUGAGUAGAUUAGAGGAAGGCGAGGAACAGUUGCAACAACAGCGUGAGAAAUUGCAUCAAUUUGCCACAGAUCAAGAUAUGCAAGAUUUGUACGAUUAUUGCAAUAAGCCCAGAAGAUCCAUUCUAGAAGUUUUGCAGGAUUUUCUUUCCAUAGAUUUGCCCUGGAAAUAUGCACUAGACUAUCUACCACUCAUCAAGCCCAGAUACUUUUCCAUUUCCAGUGGUCCUUGCGAUCCCAACGUAGAACUGACCAUAGCCAUUGUCAAAUAUAGAACCAUGCUUAGAAAGAUUAGAGAAGGCCUUUGCACUAAUUACCUGACAAGUUUGGUGGAAAAUGAUGAAAUUAGAUACAAAGUGCAAAAUAAAAACUCUUUCAAGAAGGAUGAGAUCCGGGGCAAACCAGCAAUUCUCGUCAGUCCUGGUGUCGGUUUGGCUCCUAUGAUGUCAGUGAUUCGUUCAAACAUGUUCUCAGAUAUUCAUCUGUUUUUUGGUAAUAGGUACAUGAAUAGUGAUUUCUUGUACCGAGAGCAAUUAGAGAGCUGGAAUCAGCAGGGUAAGAUCCUUUUGCACACUUGUUUCUCAAGAGAUCGGGAAAACUCACCUAAUCUUAAAUACGUUCAAGAUAUCUUAUGGGAAAUGGGUGAAACUAUUUUUGAUUUAAUGGUUAACAAAAAUGCCGUUUUGUUCCUGUGUGGUAGUUCAGGAAAAAUGCCCGUGCAAGUUAGAAUAACUUUGAUAGAAAUAAUAAAGAAGUGGGGGCACUUUAAAAAUGAUGAAGAGGCACAAAGCUACCUGAAAAAGAUGGAAAAAGAGAAUAGGUAUUUGCAAGAGACUUGGUAA